This is a messenger RNA of Brenthis ino (lesser marbled fritillary), 603 nucleotides long. Lineage: Eukaryota; Metazoa; Arthropoda; Insecta; Lepidoptera; Nymphalidae. The record is from the annotation of a GenBank genome assembly.
AUGCGAUCGUAUCAGCAGAGUGACAACUACCUCCGUGACACUUUCCCGCGCUACGCAACUUCACGCCUGUCAGAUAUGUCCCGAAGCACAAUUAUGGUCUUGGCAAUGUUCGGCCUCUCGGCGAUUUGUAUUUUGCCUGCAUCAUCCGCGCAGGCUCUAUCGCAGUAUGAUGCAUCAUCAGCGGUAUCGGACAAUGGAAGCGGGUGGGACGCUUUAGGCGGGCUGUACGCGCUACUAGCGCAGCACGAUGCGUUGGGCGGCCACGCACUCGCCCGCAAGUCAGUACGCUCGCCCUCCCGCCGCCUGCGCUUCGGUCGCCGCUCAGACCCCGACAUGCCACCUCAAGCACCCCUCGAUGACAUGGAUGAGCUGCUUGCCCUGCGCGAGGUGCGAUCCCCCGUACGCCUACGUUUCGGGCGCCGUUCCGACGAGCGCGCCGUGCCUCACAUCUUUCCCCAAGAGGAGCAAGACCGAUCUGCUCGAGCUCCUUCUAUGCGCCUUCGGUUCGGUCGCCGUUCAGACAACAAUAUGUUUUUACUGCCUUACGAGUCGGCAUUACCAAAGGAAGUGAAGGCGAGCUCUGAAGACGACAGACAGCAAAAG